AUUAACCUGAACACGUUACUUAUUUCCUGUAAAUAUGGACAAACCACCUGAACUUACGGGUGACGCUUUAGAAGCUAUGGCACAGGAACAUUUGAGCCGAGUUGCUGAUGCUUCAGUUCAUACAUUUGAUCCCAACGCUUCGCCCGAAGCUAAACGUGCAGAAGCGGAAAGUGCCAUUCCUGCUGAUUUGCUACCGGACCUACACAAUCUGCAGCAAAAGCAAUCAGGUAUUCAGACAGAAUUAGCAACGCACGAUGCCGCUGACGUCAAGCGAGCCGUUACUGCCGCCGAACAGAAACCCAUGGUGCAGCCUAUCAACGCCGAAAAGUCAUUCAAACGAUUGUCAGCUAAUUAUGCACCGUCGACACCGAGAACGCCGACUCUUGCAACGGCAGCAGAAGACCGUGAUCAAGAGAUCAUGGCAGGAUCGUUUAUACCUCCUCCUUCAUCCCUUAUACCCGACUGGUACCAACUCGGGUGGACCUCGUUUUCCACCAGAGCCAAUCCAGGCGGCCCAAUGCCCCUAAGAGCGACGCAAAGCAAGAUGGAUGCUCUUGAUGAAUUGAUGCCCAACUUGUUCUAUGGUGAAUGGUGGCACAACGCAGCUGCGCUUUUUAUCACUGCCGUCAUGGCCUGGUCGGUCGCAAAAAUGGGAGGCGGGCUGGGAACAGUUAUUGUGGGUUGUCUCGUCCUCGCUACGUACUAUCGCACGAGCGUACGCCGAUUCCGAGAAAAUGCACGUGAUGAUAUUCAACGUGAAUUGGCCAAGAUCAAGUUGGAGGCGGAUGAGGAACCUGUGGAGUGGAUGAACAGCUUUUUGGAAAAGUUUUGGCUCAUCUUUGAACCCGUAUUGAGUGCCCUGGUUGUGGAGAAUCUUGAUACCUAUCUAUCGGAUUAUCUUCCAAGUUACAUUGAUUCAAUUCGACUUACAACCUUUACAUUGGGAACUAAACCCUUUCGUGUGAAAAGUGUGAAAACUUAUCUGAAUACAGAACCUGACACAGUGUGUAUGGAUUGGCGGGUUUCUUUUACCCCGAAUGAUCUGACGGAUGCCGACGCUGAGGAACGAGACCUGCGCGUCAAUCCUCGCGUCUUGCUCAGCGUGCGUAUGGGUCGAGGUGUCAUGACCAAAGCGGCCAUUCCUGUCUUGGUGGAAAAUAUGACCUUCAGCGGCCAUAUGCGUGUCAAAAUCAAAUUUGUGAGCCGUUUCCCAUACGCUCAAAUCCUGGAUGUCUGCUUCCUUGAAAAACCCAUGUUCGAUUAUGUGCUCCGACCUUUAAGCCGCGACUCUUUCGGCUUUGAUGUUAAUGUGAUUCCAGGAUUGCAUGGGUUUAUUCGUGAUCAAGUACAUGCUAUUCUCGGUCCAUUGAUGUACGCUCCAAAUGUGUUCACAUUUGAUAUUGAGAAGUUCAUGGCGGGAGAGUUUGAUAUCACACAAGCCAACGGCAUUCUGGCGAUCACUGUUUAUGCUGCUUCGCAGAUAAACCAUGUACAUGAUCUUAUCGACGGUUCGCCAAACCCAUACCUUCGUUUCUUUCUGGACCAUGCCCAAGAACUGGGAAGGACCAAUGUUCGCGAGAAUACCUUUGUUCCGCAGUGGAAUGAAACACGCUUUUUGCUCCUCAACAACCUCAACUCGCAGCUGUCUCUUGAACUCCGUACUCAUAAUGCCGACGCCAAAGACCGCCGUUUAGCUACAGCACAUUUUGACUUGCGAGAAUUGGAUGAUGAAGAUAGCCAGCUGCAAGAAGGACUCGAUCUUGUUUUGUUACGUGAUGGCAAGGCUGUAAGUGAUGUCAGGGUCGAUCUUCGCUAUUUACCAGUAUCCAAGCCCAUGAAGAGAAUGGAUGGCACAAUCGAACCAGCUGUUGAAUCCAACUCUGGUAUCCUUCGAUUGAUUGUGCAUGAGUGCCGUGGGUUAGGUACAGCCAGAUUGACAACGCGCGUGCAUGUCAUUGUCAACGGCACAGAAAAGUUCAAAACUGCAACGGUCAAGCGUACAUCAGCACCCCAUUACGAAACGCCUGGUGAAAUGGUGGUCUUGGAUAAAACAGAAGUCUAUAUCCGUAUCGAACUUCAAGAAUGUUCCGGUAAAGAAGAGGUCGUGCUGGGCGUAUGGACAAGUUAUUUGUUGGAUAUGAUGAAGCAACAAGAAGAAAAUGAAAAUUGGUUCCCACUGAAUCUGGAUAACCAUGAAAUCGGCCAACUUCGUCUGAGCGCCCAAUGGAAACCGGUAGUGAUGACAGGCUUAGCCGACUAUGUAGGCAGUCAUGGUUUUGACACUCCACCGAUUGGUGUGGUUCGGUUUGUCUUCUGGGAGGCUCGAGAUCUGCGUAAUGUGGAAAACGUGGCUUCUGGAAAAUCGGAUCCUUAUGUACGGGUACUGUCCGGCUUCCAGAUUCGCGCCCGUACCAAAGUCAUUGACAACAAUCUUUCACCGGAAUGGGGUGAAGUGCACUAUGUUCCUGUGCACUCUACAAAGGAGAACCUUGUGCUGGAAGUGAUGGAUUGGAAUGCUCGAACACGCGACAAGUCCUUGGGUUCUACUGAAGUUCGGCUAGUGGAUUUGGUCCGUCAAUGUGUUGGCGAGCAAAGCGUGGAUCCAGACCGUUGGUAUGAAUCGACGGGCCUAAAGAUUGAUGAAUGGGCGCAAUUGCGAUCAAGCGAUCGCCGUUCUGCCAAGGGCGAAUUACGAUAUACGGCUGAAUUUAUUCCAACUUUGGCCCUGCCUCAACAACCAUCGGAAACAACCGAGUUAUCCAACAUGGAUGCGUAUCCCAAUCCUCUGAAAGAUCUUCACGGAUCCUAUGUCAACUACACACCCGAUGACCUGGUUGAUCUGCUUUCCUACAGCUCAGGGGUCUUGAAGGUCCAUAUUCAUGAAGUGGAUCUGCCACGACACGCAUACGCAUAUGCACAAGUGCUCGUUGACUCGCUCUUACCACAAUUCCGAACGGCCAAACUUCGAGGACAACAACUGGUAUUUGACGAAUCCGCUGAUGCGUUUGUCAAGGAAAUCGAUUUCUCGCGUGUGGCUAUUGAGAUCAAGCCGGCAUCAAGUACAGAAAAGGACGAUGUCAAACUUGGUUAUUGGAUCGAUGCCACGAAUAACAUCAUUCAUCGUAUCCAAGCUCGUCAUCGAUGGCUGCAAGCGCUUGAUGAGGACGUUCGCAAAGAGGUACAAGAUGCUGGAGAAUGGUUCAAUCUACUCGGCACAGAAGGACCCGGCAAGAUCCGUUUGAGUUUUGAUUAUGUUCCUAUGAGCGACUUUACUCUCAAUCCAGAUGAAAGCAUCGACAAUCAAGGCAAUUUGACCGUCACCUUAUUGAGCGCCAAGGAUUUGAUGGCGGCGGAUAAAUCAGGCACCAGCGAUCCUUAUGUGAUAUUCACUGUAAAUGGAGAACGCGUUCAUAAGAGCAAUGUGGUGAAGAAAACAUUGAGCCCGGUUUGGAAACAUGAGCAAUUCACUGUACCUAUUGCUUCUCGUGUAACUGCAAGUCUUCGAAUUGAAGUUUUCGAUUGGAACCAAUUCAAGAACCAUGAUCCAAUUGGUUCCGGCGGUGUCACUAUUCGCGGCGAUGCUGUGGAGAGUUUCGGUACACGUGAGGUGAACAUUCCUUUGGAUGGCGUGGCCGGUGUCUCUGGCAGUGUAAGAGUGCGGUUCAAAUGGCAACCUCAACUGUUGGCCAGCAAAAAGACACAGACUUCCGUACUGGCUACGAAACGAGUCUAUACAAAUGAUGUAAUCACCUCUUCUGCUAUUGAUUCCAAUUUGUCUUUAUCGCCCACUCGGUCAACGUUUGCUUCCCGGUCCAACGUGAGCAAUCGAUACGAUUCAGACAACGCCUCCGCGGGAGCCGAGAGAGUAUCAUUUGACGGAGGCGAAUUUACGGCUCCUCGAAGUAGCAUGGACGCUUCCUCCAUAGCUCCGUCGGUCGCCGCGUCGCUUGAUGACGCGGCUCACGUAAGCUCCAGUAUAGGUCGUGAUGGAACCGUCAAUAUCUGGCUAUUAGAAGCUAAAGGCAUCCGUGGUGUUGAUAAAAGCGGUACAAGCGAUCCGUAUGUCCGAGUUCGCGUCGGCAAGCAGCAGGUAUACAAGACCAAGGUGAUCAAAAAGACAUUGCUUCCGGUAUGGAACGAAUCCUUUGAAUACACAGUAUCUAGCCAGCCCACUGUUUUUGAUUUCAAACUCAAGGACUAUAACCGACUCCACAGUGCUGUAGAUCUGGGUCAGUGUCGUUGGAAUAUCUGGGACCUCAUCCAAUCGGAGCCCUCAUCCGGUGUGGUUGACCGAUGGCUUCCGCUGUAUCCUGUCGGCAGCGGUGAGUUGCACGUCAGAAUCACCUUUUCGCCACAUCUGUAAAAUGUACUAUAGCUUAAAAUCAUGUAUAAACCGAAAAUUAAAAAAAGACGGAUCACUCGAAUGAACAUAUAAGGAAUAGCCGUAAAUGAUUGGGUUGCACACUGAUUGGAUAUGA
Molecule: messenger RNA, 4478 nt
Organism: Radiomyces spectabilis
Lineage: Eukaryota; Fungi; Mucoromycota; Mucoromycetes; Mucorales; Radiomycetaceae
Exons: 13
Coding region: 35-4363 (1442 amino acids)
Molecular function (GO): lipid binding
Source: RefSeq, a predicted model, not a curated record